GCUGGGGAUGGUGGCGAACCGGAUGGACAGGUGGAUCGAGUCGGACCAGCAGGUUUCGAGAUGGUCAGGCAGGCGAGCAGAUCAAACCAGUGUAGAAUAGAUAAUGUGAAAAAACCGUCAGAAAUCAACGGACCGUCAGACCGGCCUGAACCUCGAAACAAUAAAGGAUGUCAACCCAGUGACUGCGCGUGCCAUGGCAGCCCAAUUGGCCUGUGCGCCCGAAACUGGGUCCCAAGAGGCCAAGUUGGCCAAGUGGGAGAGCAGCGAUGGUGUCUCGAGUUUGCCGGCCCUAUCUACCGCGGGGAUCGCCAACUCUCUUGUCCGGACGGAUGA
Protopolystoma xenopodis is the source of this 333-nucleotide messenger RNA. The record is from the annotation of a GenBank genome assembly. NCBI's taxonomy places the organism in Eukaryota, Metazoa, Platyhelminthes, Monogenea, Polystomatidea, Polystomatidae.